Thamnophis elegans (Western terrestrial garter snake) is the source of this 846-nucleotide messenger RNA. It is a transcript of the gene RABGGTA, whose product is annotated as Rab geranylgeranyltransferase subunit alpha. Gene Ontology annotation, molecular function: Rab geranylgeranyltransferase activity. The record is from RefSeq and is a predicted model, not a curated record. Gene Ontology annotation, biological process: protein geranylgeranylation. NCBI's taxonomy places the organism in Eukaryota, Metazoa, Chordata, Lepidosauria, Squamata, Natricidae. The transcript is spliced from 7 exons. Gene Ontology annotation, cellular component: Rab-protein geranylgeranyltransferase complex; cytoplasm. The coding region runs from base 202 to 846 and encodes 214 amino acids.
GGUAGCUCCCAUCCGCAUCCACUUCUCUCCCCCCCCUUUAAUUGGAUUCGCCCGAAGGGACCUGUUUCUUCACCGAGUCUACGCGGACGAGACCACUCGCCACCGAACCGAUUUCAUCUUCUCUGCCUAUCCCCCCACCCCUGUCCUCAGCGCCCGGAUACGGGAUUCAUUCUUUGCCUCUUUCCUUUGGAGUCGGUCAAGAUGCACGGACGGUUGAAGGUGAAGACGACGGAAGAACAAGCCGAAGCCAAACGCCUGGAACGGGAGAAGAAACUCCAGCAGUACGUGACGGUCACCAAGGCCAUCUUUGAGAAGAGGAAACUGGGGGAGCUGGACAAGGAAGCCUUGGAGCUGAGCAACAAAGUCCUCGGCGCCAAUCCGGAUUUUGCCACCCUCUGGAACUUCCGGCGAGAGACCUUCCUGCACCUGGAGAAGGAGGAGAGCCCGGAAGAGAUGCAAGCCUUGUGUAAGGGCGAACUUGCCUUCCUGGAAUGCUGCUUGAGGGUGAAUCCCAAAUCCUAUGGCACCUGGCAUCAUCGCUGCUGGGUGAUGGAACACAUGCCCGAGCCGGACUGGGCCCGGGAACUGGAGCUGUGUGGCAAGUUUUUGGAGAUCGACGAGCGAAAUUUUCAUUGCUGGGACUACCGGCGUUUCGUGGUACAGCGGUCCAAGGUGCUCCCCCAGGAUGAGUUGGCCUUCAGCGACAGCCUCAUCACCCGGAACUUCUCCAAUUAUUCUUCCUGGCAUUAUCGCAGCCUUCUCCUCCCGCAACUCUAUCCCGAUCCCCAGCACCAAGGCCGGAUCACGGAGGAAAUCCUUCUAAAAGGAGGGAACGAGUUAUCCUAA